Molecule: messenger RNA, 207 nt
Organism: Aspergillus calidoustus
Lineage: Eukaryota; Fungi; Ascomycota; Eurotiomycetes; Eurotiales; Aspergillaceae
Source: the annotation of a GenBank genome assembly
AUGGGUGCCUCAGGCAUCACCAGACGAGACGGUAACAAUACAGCCGGGCGCCCAGCAUCUGCUCAAACUAUCCCUUCUUUCCCUCUCGUACUGAUACAGUCCGAUACCGCCGUACUAAACUGCCCUCCGCAGUCAUGGGAUGCCUGUAAGAUGAUGUCACAAUCACAAGUCCGAGUCAUUCGAUUUCUCCAAGAGGUCAUAGAUUGA